Molecule: messenger RNA, 1602 nt
Organism: Saxophila tyrrhenica
Lineage: Eukaryota; Fungi; Ascomycota; Dothideomycetes; Mycosphaerellales; Extremaceae
Exons: 2
Coding region: 1-1602 (533 amino acids)
Source: RefSeq, a predicted model, not a curated record
AUGGAGAACAGUGACCAUCACCCUGCGCUGCAGCGCGCGCAGGGAUUCCAGAGGCAUUGCGUACAGUUGACCUGCGAGGUGCAGCGUCUCCAGGACAUGUUGAAGGCAGAGCGUGAGAAGAACGGGUCCUUGUCGACGGAUGAGCAAUGGAAGCCCGACCCGAACGAGGGUGAAAGCGGGGAUUUGUCAUUGAGCGAGCCUGAAGAUGAAGGGGGUGCAUGGGGCAAGCGAGGAGCAGACGCACCUCAGGUGCAACAGAGUCCGGACCCACCUGAGCCUUGGUGUACGAGGUGUCACCAUGUCGAAAGCACCAAAGACUCCCACCACCAAGCGGUCGGCGCGCUGAAGCUGCGGUCGCGCCUGAACGAUGAGGCCUUCUUCAAGACAGCCGCAUCGCAUGUGCCGGUUCCGUUUGACGUCCAAGAUCGGAUCCGGAAGCAGGGCCUCGGCGUCGCCCAGAAGGCACUGUGGCACCACACUCGCGAUCACUGGCCACAUAUCCAGCAAUCACGGUGGCCGGAAGGACCUGGGCAGAUCUCCUUUGGCUGGACUGACCUGGAAGAGUCGCUGCUUAAUAGUAGCACACAUCCGAACACCGGGCAGCAGUGUAACGGGUUCUGCAGGCUCGUCUACGACAGAGCGGUUGCUGUCAGUCGCCUGAGAAACGCGACGUAUCAUUUCAAGUUCCAGGAGACCGAGGUCCUGGAACAGUGCCUCAAAAAAGCACAGGAGUUGGCAGUGUCGCUCUUCGAUGAGACAAGGGCGUUCCAAAUCCGUCAGCUCCGCGACAAGCUGCAAGUGGAGGCGAUGAAAGGACACAGCAUAAUUGACGAGCGCUUUCAAGCUGGUCUGCUUGGUGACCAUCCACCAUGGCCCUAUCACCUGGAGUACCUGUUCGCGAACAUCAAUUUCAAUGCGGAAGGAGAGGUCUAUUAUGGCAAUUUCUCCACAGUCACCAAAGAGGUUGCACUUGCCUGGCGAGCAAGGACAGCUUGGCCCGGAUAUGGUCGAUUCAUCGGCGAUCGCAACUCAGGGUACCAGGGAAGAAGGACCAUUAUGAGCUCUCGCAUGAUGCCUGGAAGGCCGCCCGGGAACCCGCUGUCAGCACCAGCCGCAAUUACAGCAGGUGCGUCUGUUACGUCGACACAAACAGUUCAGCAGCCGGGCCGAACUCCACAAACUGCGACAGGACAGAUCGAGACGAACGGCCAUCAAAGACAGGAGACCGCAUCAUCCUCUUCUGAGCCGACGGCAGGCAUAACAUUCAGCGUUGCGGGACCACGCAGCAGCCUGGUAGAGACCGAGAGUCGAAGACAUGAGGCUGCCGUGGAGGCUCCGAUAUCAGCUUCGGAGGCAUCCCUGAGUGUUGCCAAUGUAUCUGGCGAAGCGGAGACCCAUACACACGGAAUCCAAACAGCGGUCGAGUCUUCUGAGCCGGGAUCGAACACAACGCCAACCAUUUCGACAGGGCCGAGCGUGGAGCAGGCGAAUAAUCAAGGUGCUAGCGUUGAGUCCGCUCAGCCAGCGCCAGAGAUGACCCAGAACGACUUUGAUGAUGACACCAACCUUGGCGGAGACACUGUCCCUUUCGGCUACCUCUAG